Ictalurus punctatus (channel catfish) is the source of this 1792-nucleotide messenger RNA. RefSeq names its product Ig-like V-type domain-containing protein FAM187A. The coding region runs from base 251 to 1660 and encodes 469 amino acids. The record is from RefSeq and is a predicted model, not a curated record. The transcript has a single exon. NCBI's taxonomy places the organism in Eukaryota, Metazoa, Chordata, Actinopteri, Siluriformes, Ictaluridae.
AAGGAACACAAAUCAACCAAAAGUAAAAUGUGCACAAAUUCAGCAAUGACUCAAACAAACAAACAAACAAACAAAUAAAAUAAAAUAACAGCCGAAUGUACGUUUUGUUAUGAGAUUAUUAAAACAAUUCGACACAUUUCUAGACAUUUGGACUAAUUUCAAAUUUGAAAUAAUCUAAUAAAUCUGUUGGCAGUGAAAUGAAUAAAAAAGUCUAGACGCAUUUAAUUAAAAAUACAUUUCUAUUGAAUAAAUGUUCCUAUACUCAAGAUUCCACGAUUUUUUUUUUGGACUUGUUAUGAUUCUUUAUUUUGUUUUGGUGAGGCAUCGACAUCACCACGGUUCCGUGACACCAAACAAUCCGUUCAAAUCAAAACACCCCUCCUCAAGCAGAAGGUCUGACAGGACUAUGUCUCCUGAAGUCUUUUUCCUGACGCUGUGUCCUCUGUUCCUGAGCGCCUAUCAAGCUCCCGAAGACAAGGAGGACAUCUUUACCACCAGGUCAUGUCCUGCGUUCCUGGUGUUCGAUAACGCGGCGUAUGUGUCCGACAUGACCGUCGAGCUACCCUGUCACUGUAAACCGGCAGAUGCUCUCUCGGUGGUGUGGUACUAUCAGAAACACCUGGGUACACACAACACCAAGGUCCUCACCGACUUCUCGGGCACUGCGAUAACGGAUUCGUCCAAAGUCGAAAGAGAAGUGAACCUGCGCGAGCGUUUUUCGAUCCGUCUAUUCAGCCUGCUCAUCUUCAGGGCUCAGCAGGGCGACUCCGGGCAUUACGUCUGCGGGACGGCUUCGGGAGAGUUCUUCUACGGCUACGAUGUAGACGUUCAGGUCGCUCGAGACGUCCUCUUUCCCUGGAACCUCGACGAACGAAGAGCCGAACCCAAUAAACAAGAACUCAAAUCCGAUCCCAGUGAGCUGUUUCGAGUGUUUACCAGCUACCGGCCUUGGUCCGUGUGCGAUCGGUGCGACGUGCAAGGCGAGCAGGUCAGAGUGGGGCUCUGUUACGUCAUGAGCGAGUAUCUACACGUGCGCUACCUUCGAGAGAUCAGAAACGUGACCUCGUGCGGUUCCUCCGCGGUUCCUCGGCGCUUCGGGCUGAGCGGCGCCGACUACGGAGCCGAGCUCAGCGUCAGGAGUUGCGAAUCGUUCUGCCCGCCAAAACCUCCGUUGAAUCCUCAGAGACAAGCUCUGCUGGAGUUCCUCGGGUACGACAGUCGUGCUUCUCCAGGACUUCCGGUCUACUACCAUAACCAUCCGACGAACACCGAUCUCGUCCUGUCGUGUCCCAAAGCGAGACCCCAGCACGCAGUGGCGUGGGAUAAAGGCUCUACGCCGCUUUAUCGCUCUCAGUAUAUGGAAGGAGUGGAUACGGACUCGCGUGUGUUUAUAGAUUUAGGUCACCAUCUUCACUUCAGACCUGUGAGAAUGGAGGACAAAGGGACAUACUACUGCUGGAUCCAAGGCAGAAAGGCUGCUGAGAUCAGACUCGGGGUGUAUACACGACUCGGACGCCAGCGCAGCAUCAGCGACUCAGAGGCUCUCUUCGGCCUCGGCGUCAUCCUUCUGUGCUACGCCGGUCUCACUGCUGUGUUUCUCCUCAUCCUGUCCGGUAGAUUCGUUUGCGACUUGAUCGCGGAACGAAGAGCCUCGCGUUAGCUAGCUUUCAAUAAAUAUAUUUGCAUUCUCUAUUGCCCUGGAAUUUGUUUAUUGUUUUAAUGACGGAUAAAAGACUAAGCAUCAUGAUGAAACAGUUUAAAACUAAUUUAGUCAGGAUUGGGAGUAAAACAA